GGUUGUUUCUGUUUGCUAUGGAGAAAUACGAGAAGAUCAGCAAGAUCGGCGAAGGCUCCUACGGGGUGGUUUUCAAAUGCAGGAACAAGGACACCGGCCAGAUUGUGGCCAUCAAAAAGUUCUUGGAGUCUGAAGAUGACCCUGUAAUCAAAAAAAUCGCCCUUCGAGAGAUCCGGAUGUUAAAGCAACUGAAGCAUCCCAACCUGGUCAACCUGUUGGAGGUUUUCCGGAGGAAACGGAAGCUCCACUUGGUCUUCGAAUACUGCGACCACACCGUUCUCCACGAACUGGACAAGAACCCCCGGGGGGCUCCUGAGCAUCUUGUGAAAAGCAUAGUUUGGCAGACUCUCCAAGCAGUGAACUUCUGUCAUAAACACAAUUGCAUACACAGAGAUGUGAAGCCGGAGAACAUCCUGAUAACCAAGCACUUUGUCAUCAAGCUCUGCGAUUUUGGAUUUGCUCGGAUCCUGACUGGGCCCAGCGACUAUUAUACAGAUUACGUGGCUACCAGGUGGUACCGUUCUCCAGAGCUCCUUGUGGGCGACACCCAGUACGGCCCCCCCGUGGACGUCUGGGCCAUCGGCUGCGUCUUUGCGGAGCUGCUGUCGGGCAUCCCGCUGUGGCCGGGGAAGUCCGACGUGGAUCAGCUUUACCUGAUCAGAAGGACAUUGGGUGAUCUCAUUCCCCGGCACCAGCAGGUCUUCAGCACAAACCAGUUCUUCAGUGGGGUGAGGAUUCCGGACCCAGACAGCAUGGAGCCGUUAGAAAUGAAGUUCCCAGCCGUCUCCUACUCUGCCCUGGGCCUCAUGAAGGGCUGCCUCCACAUGGACCCCGCUGAGCGCCUGACCUGUGAGCAGCUCCUGCAGCACUCUUACUUCGAUAGCAUCCGAGAUGUGGAACUCGGGAGGGAGCGUGAGAAAUCCAUGACGCGGAAGCCAAACCGGCCUGCGCGGAAGCACAUCCCCGGGGUAAGGAAAUUGCAGUACCUCCCCCAGUUAACCAGCAGCAACAUUUUGCCUGCUCUGGAUAGCAAGAAGUAUUAUUGCGGCGGCGCGAGGAAGCAAAACUACCGAUUCCCGAACAUCUAA
Euleptes europaea (tarantolino) is the source of this 1088-nucleotide messenger RNA. It is a transcript of the gene CDKL1, whose product is annotated as cyclin dependent kinase like 1. Gene Ontology annotation, molecular function: cyclin-dependent protein serine/threonine kinase activity; ATP binding. Lineage: Eukaryota; Metazoa; Chordata; Lepidosauria; Squamata; Sphaerodactylidae. Bases 18 to 1088 code for a protein of 356 amino acids. Gene Ontology annotation, biological process: protein phosphorylation. Gene Ontology annotation, cellular component: nucleus. The transcript has 9 exons. The record is from RefSeq and is a predicted model, not a curated record.